AUGGCUUCGGUACAGGUGUCCGACGGCACCGGCGCGCCCAGUAACACUGGCCAGAAUAAUAACAAUAAUUACAACACGUCCAGCUCUUCCUACGCCAAUGUACUGUUAAACAUGAAGGAACAGGGCAAGGAGGCCUCGCAGCAGCAGCAAGCCGACAGCAACAAAGAAAACAUAGGUGGCGAGUCAGUGAAAGUCGGCGGUAAAAGUAAACCGGCAACCACCGGUGCAUCGGCUACUGCGAUCAAGGAUUCCACCACCAGCAGCAUGUUCAGCAGCACAUCAACAGCGCCGACGACGACGUCGGCCGGUGGAGCUGAUGGCACCAAAGAGACGCACAAGGCUCCCGAAGCCCAAAGCUGGGCCGACGACCUUGAGGAUGAUGCCAACUUUGUUCCCGUCGUGUCGCAUCACAAACGUGAUCGUAAAGCUAAAGCUGCCGCAGCAGCAGCGGCCGCCGCUGCUGCCGCCGCUGCUGCUGCUGCUGGCCACAGCAGCGGCGGGUCCUGUAGAUCGGUGGUCGUAGAGAAAUCAUCCAGCGGCGGCGUCGCCUCCUCUGGUGGCAAUGGUAGAGGGUCCGGUCGUCGCUUUCCUGGCACCGGGUCUCAGCAGCAGCAUCAGCAGCAGCAGCUUCAGAAUAAAGGUGUAAAGACCAACGAGAGAGUCACAGAGAGCGGUCAACAGCAGCAGCAGUCAUAUACGGGGGCCGCCGCCGCGACCGCCGGUACCGGCGGUGGUUCAUAUAAGAAGGAUAACAACAAACGUAAAUCUAGUGACCGAAGUCGUGCUCAUGCGAACACGGUAGACCAAGCGGCCAAGGACGAAAAGGCGUUGGCGGCGGAAGGAGCGGACGGUGGUGUUAGUAAACAACAGCACGCCGCCGCAACCAACAGUGGGGCCGUUGUCGCUGCAUCGGCCUCUCCGUCGGACGAUGAAGAGCGUACGAAGGAGGAGUCGAAAAAGUUUAUCGAAGCGCCACUACCCAAGGUGAACGCAUGGAAGGUAACGCCAACUGUGGAACCAGCACCUAUUCCGUUGAAUGAAACACGGCCACAUGCUAAGUCAAACCCAUCGAACGCCAAACCAUCAGCAGCUGCUGCGUCUGUGGGGAGCGGUGCUGCUGCAGUCACUGUCAACACAGCUUCACACGCUUCGAUUCCGGCGGACGGCGAGAAAUCUGGUUUCGGUGCCACGGUUGGCACCGAAAAAAGCAAGCAACAGGGCGGCAAGUCUCAUGGAAAUGGUAACAACAAAACUGUUUCAAUCGAUCCAAACGUCAAGUCGGUGGCCGUGUCGGUACCAACCGGUGGUGGCCGUUCUGAUAAAAAACGCUCCAAUGCGAAGCAGUCAACGAAUUUCACGGCCAACAGUGGAGAAUGGCCCUCGCUGGGCGAGAGAAGAGCGGCCAACGAGGGGUCGAAAAAACCAAACGAACCGACGGUACAACAACAACUGCCGAUUGCUCCUGCUCCUGCUGCUGGUAGUGAUAAUCCAGCCACGGGCAAUGUGUUCAAGUCAACUGCCGGUGGAGAUUCCGAUUUGAGUGGCCCUUCCCACCACCCACCGGCAGCACAGCAUAGUCGUCCACCACACAGUGGAGCUCGUGGAGCGUUAGCGACCGGCACCGGGGAGGAACUAAACGGUAGUGCGGCGGGAGCACAAACAAACCGCAAAGGCCCCAAACCGAAAUGGGUACCGCUGGAAAUUGAGUUGCCAAAAUCGCGUGUCAGACGAGAGCGAACGCCCAGGCAUCGGCCAUUUGAAGAGAAUGGGCCGACCGGAUGGCGCCAAGAGGCUCCAGCGCACUCUCAUCAGCAACCGCAGCCUCAGCAGCAGCAGCAGCAGCAGCAGCCGCAGCAACAUCAGCCGCAGCAACAUCAGCAGCCGCAGCAACAUCCGCUUCCGACGCGUGGUGCAGCGGGUCUGGCGAAUCGUGUCAAUAACCGGAUAAGAUCGGCACGCGGCGGUGGCCCUCCGCCGACCUAUCGUGGACGAGGCAGCGGGCGAAUUUCACGUGGUGGCGCAAUCGGUGGAUACAGACGGGGUGUUCCGGUGCGUUCCGGUGGCGGUAUGGGUGGUCGAUUGUUGGGUGACCGCGUCUUAUCGGUGGCUGGAGGGGGCGGCGUCGGCGGAGGCGGUGUGGCUGUCGUUGUUGGUGCCGAAAAUGGUGCCGGGCUGGAGUGCGGAUUUCAGGAUUUCGGUGCGAUGAACACCAAAAUCGGAUCCGACCAAGCAGCGUUUAUCAUGCCUUACCUGAGCACGUUCUACUACAAUGGUUCGCCGUUGAUCGGAAUGGACCAGCUGAGUAUCAAGGAGUGUAUAAAGACCCAGAUAGAAUAUUACUUCAGCGAAGAUAAUCUGAACCGAGAUUUCUACCUAAGGCGAAAGAUGGACAGCGAAGGGUUUCUUCCGGUGACACUGAUCGCCUCAUUCCACCGGAUACAGGCACUGACGGCAGACAUCAGUAUCAUUAUCGAAGCAAUCAAGGAAUCGGAUAAGUUGGAGCUUGUGGAGGACUAUAAAGUGCGCACAAGCACCGAACCGACCAAGUGGCCUAUCGAUCCAGCGAUCACGCUCGUGAAUGGUGGUUUCGGAUUCAAUGCCACGAAACACCCACUAGACCAUCAGCAGCAAGAUACACUGAAGCCACCAGCACAGCCACAGGAUGCAAACGAAACACAUUCGGAAAAGCAGCAGCAGCAGCAGCCUGCUCAGCAACCGAAAGGGCAGCAACCACAGGCGGAUACGUUGACCGUUAAAACUGCUACCAACAAAGCGACUUCUCUCAACACAGGCAACACCGGUAGUGAGGCUACCGCGACGGAUACCGUUCCCCGUAUGCAGAUGGUAUCGAAAAUUCUGUCUAGCAUCCCGCCGCCCCCAUUGCCGCGCAAUAUACGCAAUCCCAUCGCCAAGCCCGUGAAAGCCGUUCCGCUAAUGAUCCCAACCGUAAACGUGGCACCGAUGGUACAACCGUGCUCGGUGAAAGAGGUGGUCACCAAGCUGGCAAAGAAGCCCGCCAACGAAACACCCAUCGCUGUUACGUCCGUCGGUGUCGGUAGCGGCGAGGAGAAUCUGAACCCCUACGUUGCGGAGUUUGUUCCGGCAUCGGCCAGUGCAGCGAACGCGACGGCAUUGGCAAAAAAUAAGGAGCGUUCGGGAAACGCCAAAAAGAGCGGUGAGCAACCGGCCGUGAAGAAGGGCGCCGAAAAAGCGGCAGGAAAAACGGUUGAAUCGAAAGGAGGAAAGGAGCAGAGCGCCGGCGGUGGCAACCCCAAGCCUAGCGCUGGCAAUAGCGGGGCUUCUGCUGGCGAAACUGCGGCUGCCGAAAGCACGGAAGAAGCCGAUAAAGACCAGCAGCAGCAGCAGCAGCAGCCGCAUGAGGCAGCUUUGUGGAAGGAGGUCAAGAGACGAUCGCGAUCGGCACAACCGCAUCAGCAGCAGCAGCAGCAAUCGCAGCAACCGCAGACUAAACAUAGCAGCGGUGCUGUGAGCAGUGACUUAGCAGGCGGUGAAAGUAAAUCGACCACCAACAAGCAGCCAAAGAAAGGCGGAGCACAGGGUGGGGCAUCGGUGGUCGCGGCGGCGGUGGCCGGAUCAGCUCAACCAGAGCCGGCCGGCGACAACGCAACGGCGGAGAACGCUGGUGGCAGCGGGGAAAAAACUCAACUGGGAGUCACGGUGCCGUCCUCCGAGGAGCGAGAAGAAUUAGACUUCCAGUUCGAUGAAGAACUUGACAUACCACGGGGCUGUGGUGGGCGCGUUAAUCACUUUACCGACAAUUGGUCCGAUGACGAGGACGAGUCGGACUACGAGAUACCGGAUACCGAAAUCAAUAAGCUGCUCAUCGUGACACAGGUUACCGCGGCCCAUCGUGCACCGAAGCACGAUGGGUACGAUCGUACCGGUGACUUUACGACACGCACCAAAAUCACCCAAGAUCUCGAGCGUAUCAUCAACGACGGACUGCACAACUACGAGGAGGAUCUGUUGACGACCGAUACGGGACGGCGUGGAGGGGUCGGUGGGCACCGCUCGUACCGUUCGGUCAAUCUGAUAACGCAGGAAGAGUUCGACAAGAUCGUACCGAAGCUGACGGCAAAGGACGUGCCGGAGCCGGCACCGGCGGUAGCGGGGCUUGUUACGCCGCCGCCACCGCCACCGGCACCACCGUCCACCUUCGUGGACACGGAGCAUCGGCUGGGGCUGGAGUCGGGCCUGUUGUCGGGGCUGGAUGUGAGUGACCUGAACGCGAGCACGGCUUCGGCCAGCAACCGGCAUAAGGCGCGCUUUUUCGCCGUCAACAAGGAUGACUUUGUGGAUCCGAUAACGCCGCGCAAGCGCAAGACUCGCCACCUGAACAAUCCGCCCGUCGAGAGCCACGUCGGCUGGGUGCUGGACGCCGUGGAGCACCGACCGCGCACGACGAGCAUCGGCAGCUCGGCCGGCACCAGCCCGACGGCCUCGAGCUACGGGUCGCUGCCGCACAGUUUGCCCGUCUUCCAGCACCCGUCGCACGCGCUGCUGAAGGAGAACGGAUUCACGCAGCAAGUGUACCACAAGUACCACAGCCGGUGCCUGAAGGAGCGCAAGCGCAUGGGCCCCGGCCAGUCGCAGGAGAUGAACACGCUGUUCCGCUUCUGGUCGUUCUUUUUGCGCGAAAACUUCAACAAAAACAUGUACAACGAGUUCCGCCAGCUGGCCAUCGACGACGCGUCGUCCGGCUUCCGGUACGGGUUGGAGUGUCUGUUUCGGUUCUACUCGUACGGGUUGGAGAAAAAGUUCCGCCCGCAGCUGUACGAAGACUUUCAGCAGGAAACGAUGGUUGACUACGAAAAUGGACAACUGUAUGGCUUGGAGAAGUUCUGGGCAUUUCAAAAGUACUACAAAAAUGCUGCCAAACUGACGGUCGACGGCAAGCUGAAGGAGUUUUUGGCCAAGUUCAAGUCGAUCGAGGACUUCCGCGUGCUGGAACCCCAAAUCAACGAAAUGCUGGAGGGCGUGGGCAACCUUAAAUCGCGCCCCGCCAAACGCCGACCACGCAGCGUUUCGGAGAGUGAAGGUGUCGCGGUGGUGGUAGGCUCGGCGCCUGGUCCAUCGUACGCCAGUAGUGGUAGUGGGUAUUCGACGGCGCCAGGCACCGGCAUCCGUCGCAUAGCAGUGGCGGGUCCAUCGGGGUACAACAACCCUGUCAAUGCUAACUACGGAAACCGCAAACGAUGCGAUUCAACGGGGAACAAAACGGUAGAAGUUUCUAACCGGUUGCGCACUAGAACGGGUUCGUUCGGUGACACGACCCAGGGGCCGCGACGUCGCAGUGGUUCGGCCGGCAAUCGGAUUGUUCGGGCAUACACCAAUACCGGCUCCAGCCAACGUUCACUGGUGGCCAGUGGUGGCAACGUUGGUACACACGUUGCCGGUGGCAGCGGCAGCACCAGCGGCACAGGAGGUACACACAGUAAACACCACUACUCAGCAGCUGCUGGUGGUGGCAGUAAGCUGAAACCGGCACUAUCUUACAAAACGGCAGUUCAAAGUAACCAUAGCAACCAAUCAGCAGCAGCAGCAGCAGGAAAUAGUGGUCAAAGUCCCGUCAACCAACCCAGUGACAGUAAUGUGAAAGAUCGUGGCCCCAGUAAGAGUGGUGGGGCACCGGGGGAACAGAAACAAUCCACGUCCAGUUCGAAAUAGCAGCGGUGACAGGAAGCAUGCUAAAGGAUAUUAAAUGUCUCCGUGUGUCGUCAAGGAUGUUUCUAACUUAUAAAGGCAAAACACGGCGCUACAUGGCACACGCAAAUAAAAGCAAAAAGGGCCGAAUGUUAUGCCUCCGUGGUGUGUUGCUAAGCUUCGGAAACAAUACGACACCGCCAUUCGAACAUGGGUCACCCCUUCAGUUGUACAGCUUUCCCAAUGCCUACUUCGCUGACUACUACCGACGGGGUGGGCACAGUGUGCGUUGUGUUAAUGAUCGUACAGGCAUUAGGAUUCAGCAAAACUAAUGGCUCCAAAACAAUGUUCACGGGGCGUGUUAAUGUGCUCUUGAAAACUGAUGUUUUCUUUGGUUUAUCUUUGAUGUUCUGCUCACUGCCUUCACGUGUAAACAUUAGUGUGAAAUGUGAACAACAAAAAACAAAACAACCAAUAGAUUCCUAGUAUGUGCGCCAGAUGAUCUGCGACCGCAGAAACCUGACUAUUGCGAACCACUACGGAAUGCAGACGCUACUAGAGCGUUGCACGGCGGGGGAACCGUUAGUGUUCCUUUUGCUGGCCUCUGUGCGGGAUUGUCCCGUUAUGCGGCCACAUAAAUGGACAGUUUUCUGUUACAAGCUAAUUGAUUUGUUUCAUUCAGGAUUUUUUCGUCGUUGUAAGCUUAAUUUUAUAUCUUUAUUCUUUUUUGUGGGAUUAUUGAAUUUAAUGUUCGAUAAACGAAGUUACUAGACGCAUAAGGAACGACACACUACUAAGCGAUGAAAUACGCACCCUCUUAGGGUAUAAGCGCAAAAUAAUACUAGAAUAAUAAUAAAAAAACAGAAAAAUUACAAAAAAAGUGUAAAACAUAAAAGGAGGCAAAGUGGAUAAAUGUACGCGAAACAAAAAAAUAUGUCGAAAAAAUCGUUGCUAGCCGCGCAGAAGUUAGAAAUGAUCAAGAGAGAGAGAGAGAUGGAGAGAACGUCAGGUUAUAAACGAAACAAUUGCAGCAUCGCAAUUAAUCAAACCUAUACACAUGGAACUUUUGUAAAUACUAUCCUUUAUAUCAACCAGUUUACAUAAAAAUAAUCUGUAAGACGAUUUUCGGGCGAGUUUCAAUGUUUCUGAAUUUGU
This is a messenger RNA of Anopheles cruzii, 6819 nucleotides long. It is a transcript of the gene larp, whose product is annotated as la-related protein 1. Gene Ontology annotation, molecular function: RNA cap binding. Lineage: Eukaryota; Metazoa; Arthropoda; Insecta; Diptera; Culicidae. The transcript is spliced from 10 exons. Gene Ontology annotation, biological process: positive regulation of translation; mRNA stabilization. The coding region runs from base 1 to 5688 and encodes 1895 amino acids. Gene Ontology annotation, cellular component: cytosol; cytoplasmic stress granule. The record is from RefSeq and is a predicted model, not a curated record.